Molecule: messenger RNA, 978 nt
Organism: Hevea brasiliensis (rubber tree)
Lineage: Eukaryota; Viridiplantae; Streptophyta; Magnoliopsida; Malpighiales; Euphorbiaceae
Exons: 1
Coding region: 46-798 (250 amino acids)
Source: RefSeq, a predicted model, not a curated record
AACAUACAAUUCUUGGAAGGAAAAAGAAAAAGAAACAAGAAACCCAUGAAGUACAGUGAGAUAUCCCACUUCAGCCACCCCCUGCACUCCCUGAAAUUCGAGUACUCAGAAUUCCCAUUCAAGUGUGAUGGAUGCAAAGAAGUAGGGAUAGGGUCUCGCUACAAAUGUUCCAAGUGUGAUUUUGAUCUCCACAUGCACUGUGCAAUCCCUUCUGCUUCAAUCUACCACCCUUUCUACACCAAAUGCUCCUUCCAGUUCCUGUCUCGACCCCCAGGUGACAAGCCUCGUUACUGCAAUGCUUGUGAAAGGGAUGUCAAUGGGUUUCUGUACCAUUGCAAAGAUUGUGGAUUUGAUCUUCAUCCAUGUUGCGCAAAGUUGCCAAUGGUGCUUGAUGAUGGAGAAGUGAAGCUGUAUUUGUAUAAGAAAGUGAGUGCAACUUGUCACAAAUGCGGACGUAAAGGGAGGAGUUGGAGUUACAGGUCUUCAUGCAAGAAGUAUAAUCUUCAUGUGGCUUGUGUUAAGGACAUGUUGGUGGAGAAUUGGGCUAGUCUUUAUCUUGGAAGAUCCUCAGAUCAUCAUCAUGGGAAUACUACUUGUAGUAGCUAUGGUAAUGGUAGUAGAAAUUUGGAGACUAGAAUUCCCAGCUUGAAAAAUGCACUCCAAACCCAUCACCGUAAGAGCAAGGGUAAGGUGCAGAAAUGUUGUGAGAUGGCUGGAUUAGCUGUGCAAUUUGUGAUCUCCGCCGUGCUGGGUGAUCCCACCACCAUUAUUGCUGGGGUUAUUGGGUCUUUGAUUUGAAGAGGAUGAUAUGGGUGAUGCGAAUGCAAAGAUUAAUUAAUGGGGAAAGGAAUAUUUGGUUAAUUGUAAUGGUUUUAUUUUCAGUAUAAUUAUUGGAUUUUUCUUACCCAUAUUUGUUCCAUUAUUUGAUCAAGAUACAAAAUGUAUAAUGAGAUUCUUCUAUUAAAUACAUAAGUUUCA